Messenger RNA from Xyrauchen texanus (razorback sucker), 3711 nucleotides. RefSeq names its product vacuolar protein sorting-associated protein 26A-like. The coding region runs from base 1429 to 2412 and encodes 327 amino acids. The record is from RefSeq and is a predicted model, not a curated record. Gene Ontology annotation, cellular component: retromer complex; endosome. Lineage: Eukaryota; Metazoa; Chordata; Actinopteri; Cypriniformes; Catostomidae. The transcript is spliced from 9 exons. Gene Ontology annotation, biological process: intracellular protein transport; retrograde transport, endosome to Golgi.
UCUUCUACUCACUUAACUAUUCACAGCAACAGAAAUUUUGACCAGGGGGGCCCAAACUUUUGCAUGCCAAUCUAUUCUUCUCCCAGUUGUCUCAUUUGCUAUUUUCACACUAAUAGAGACAACCAUGCCACCCAAUCCAAUUUGCAUUUAAACACUGAAAUAUUUAAAAAGGGGGCAAAGAGAAAAAUAUGGCAAUAAUUGUUUAAAACAAAGGUACAAAGUUGUAUUUAAAAGUAUUCAAGUAUGUCACAUAGUUAUAAGAUGAUAAACAGUACCUUUAGAAAGUAUUUCAAAUAUCAAAACAGUGAAAUAAUUUUCUCCAAUAUCACACAUUCAAUAGCCUACUUCAAAAACAGAGUUAACCCGAACCCUAAUGGCACCAAAAUUAAUAAUUGAAUACAUUUAAUUUAAUGAACUGCCAUUUACAAAAGUAUUUACACAAAGAGAAAUAUCCAUUCUAAAUAUCCAUACUUAGAACAUAAUUUUAGCUAUAACUGUGUGAGUCCUUUUGUGUGAGUGUGUGUGGACUUUAAAAUUCAUUCUUCUAGCAACUAAAAAAUGCACCUGUGAGGCAUUCUUAAAAGAGGCUACUUGGGGUGCCUGGGUAUCUCAGCAUGUAAAGAUGCUGACUAUCACACCUGGAGUCACAAGUUCAAAUCCAGGGCGUGCUGAGUGACUCCAGUCAGGCUUCAUAAGGCCUGGUUGCUAUAGCGUUUAUAGAGUCAUGUUGGGUUAACCUCCUCGUGGUCAUGUGGUUCUCGCUCUCAGUGGGGCCCGUGGUGAGUUGUGUGUGGAUGCCACAGAGAACAGCAUGAAGUCUCCCCAGUCGUCAUAAUCCAACUACCAUAUUUUGAUGGUCUAUUAUUAAUUUAUUAACAUGGCUUAUUAAUAGCUCUGCCUCACAGAAAUCAUGCUCACGGACAUCACGCAGUUACUAAUUACCAAUUACUAGUGUGACCAAGGAUAAUCUCAUACUUUGACUGACUGACUGGCAACGAACUAACGAACGAAUAGAUGGACGAAUGAAUGGUUCCAUUUGGUUAUCUAAGGAGUAAAAUACCCCAAAAAUAGGAGUAAAAUGUACCCACUUAGCUGGGAAAAAAUCAGGACUAAAUGGGUUAAGAAUUGUGGAUACGAUACAACAUAUUUAGUGCAGAUGGUUUAAUUUAAUUCGGAGAUUCAUUAUAAAUAUUAACGAAUACACGGCCAAAACCAAGAAACUAUGAACGAAAACAUAAAGUACCAUCAUCGUAAUAUUUCCACAAAAAUGUAUAAAUGAACGAUGACUUUUAUUUUGAAUUUAAAUGUAGCGCGCUCGCAAUGUUUCAGUGUUCACUGUGUUCCUGUCUGUCCCAGUUCAGCUCAGAGAAACAGGAAUCCAGCGCGAAGCGUAUUCAGGAACACUACUGCUAAAGCCACGGAGCUGAAAUGAGUUUUCUUGGUGGUCUGUUUGGUCCUGUGUGUGAAGUCGAUGUCAUUCUGAAUGACGCUGAAAGCAGAAAAACAGCAGAGCUGAAGACGGAGGAUGGGAAACUGGAGAAGCAUUAUCUGUUUUAUGAUGGAGAAUCGGUUUCUGGAAAGGUAAAUAUCAGUGUAAAGCAAACAGGCAAGAGACUUGAACAUCAGGGAAUUCGCAUUGAGUUUGUAGGACAGAUUGAGCUCUUCAGCGAUAAAAGCAAUACUCAUGAGUUUGUAAACCUUGUAAAGGAGCUUGCUCUGCCUGGGGAACUUGCACAUAAUCGCAGCUAUGACUUUGAGUUCAUGCAGGUGGAAAAGCCAUAUGAGUCUUAUGUUGGAGCGAAUGUGCGACUGAGGUAUUUCCUUAAAGUUACAAUUGUGAGGAGGCUAUCUGAUAUGGUAAAGGAGCAUGACCUCAUUGUCCAUCAGCUGGCCACUUACCCUGAUGUCAACAAUUCUAUCAAAAUGGAAGUGGGCAUUGAGGACUGCCUACAUAUUGAAUUUGAAUAUAAUAAGUCCAAGUACCACCUCAAAGAUGUAAUUGUGGGUAAAAUCUACUUCUUGCUUGUACGGAUUAAAAUCCAACACAUGGAGCUUCAGUUGAUCAAGAAAGAAAUGACGGGAAUUGGGCCGAGCACAACUACUGAGACAGAGACUGUGGCCAAAUAUGAAAUUAUGGAUGGGGCACCAGUCAAGGGGGAAUCCAUUCCUAUUCGUCUUUUCCUGGCUGGUUACGACCUUACACCCACAAUGAGAGAUGUAAACAAGAAGUUUUCUGUGAGGUACUUUUUAAACUUGGUGCUUGUGGAUGACGAAGACAGGAGAUACUUCAAACAGCAGGAAAUUGUUUUGUGGAGGAAGGCACCAGAGAAAAUCCGAAAACAGAACUUCCAUCAGCGCUAUGAAUCACCUGAGCCUCGGCCGAGUCUAUCUGCUGAGCAGCCAGAAAUGUGACCGGGGUUUAAAGAGUAACCAGCCAGGGGCACGUGUGCUUCUCUGAGACCAGUCACAGGAGAGGAGAACAACAACUUACACUGAAUAUACAUACAGAUUGCUGUUCACAUGGUCACCCUGAAUUGGCUCUAUCCACCCUGCCAUCCACAACAAGCAAUCUGUUAGUAUACAAGGACACUUUUUUUUAGAAAGCACUGGAAAUAAUAAUGCAAAUCUCAUAGCACAUCUUUAAGGUUGCACGCCUCCCUAGAAGAGGAUAUGUUUUUAAGAGUGCACUCACAGGUAUACUCCAUGAUCCACAUAGAGUGAAAACAAAUAGGCCUAAGACACAUUUUUAAGAGCUUCCUGAUGCAUGCUGGCUGGUUAAAGUGAAACAGAGUUCAUAAUAACAGUUAAUAAAGGCUAUGGGGCCAGUUUAAAACAGGCAAAGAAAUGUAUUAACAUGCAUUCUGGACAUCACCCAGGCCAUACUGUAUUUGCAAUCAAAAGUUGUAAAACAUUUCUACUUAACUUAUUUAGUGUCUUCUUUGUUAUUUUCUUUUUUCUUAUUUUUUUUGUUUGUCUUUAUGUGAAGAGAAUUCUGUUUUUGAAAUAAAGUAUAUGUCUACAUAUAUAUAUAUAUAUAUAUAUAUAUAUAUAAGUAUUUAAAGAGGCUUUAGAAGGACGCGUUGGCCUAGAAGCUUAUACAAAUUUGGUAGUUUGAGUACAGUAUAUGCAGCUUCUUAGCACAGUUAUGGAUAACACACUGGCUUAGUAGUAAAAGAGGGAUACUUGAAAUUCCUAUUUAGUUUUCUGAAUGUAUUAAUCAACCUCUAAUUUGACACAAAAUAUCAGCUGCAUUGCACUCACAUUUCAUAUUGUCUAAAUUUUUAGACACCCUGUAGAGAAACUAUGGAAUUGUUUUGUUGUAUCCCUUGCAUGUCAUCCUGUUUGAAGGUUUCUUAACAAGAGGGGAUGUUAACAGUUUUUCACUGUGCAAAUGUGCUCUGCAUAUUUUGUGGGCUUUGAGGAGUAAAUUAUUAUUAUUUGGAGUUUUCAAGACAAUGUUCUCUGCCCAAUGGGCUUAAAAUGUAAUUCUGAAACUGUUACAUUUUCUUCUAAUGUUAUGAUUUUAAAAUUCACUCUACAUUACUAAUGGAAUGUUGGAGUGCCCUAUGUUAAAGAUAUAAUGGUGAGUGUUUGGGAAAACGGAUCGAAUAGUUGCGGUUAGGCAACCAAGUCAUUUGUAUGUCUUGAAAAAUUGUACAUAUCCAGCCAUAGUUUGUUUAUCUGCAAAUCUGUCAAAUAAAAAAAUGCAAC